UGUCACUUUAAAUGAAUCUACUUAUAGAAUCACACCACUGACAAACAUACAUGUAACUUCAAAGCAGUCACUGUAUACAGUGUAGGUGUGUGGUCCACUCAACAGUAGCUAUAGCUACAGGUUACUUCUCUCCUAUACUGAUCAUGGCUUUGUCACCACUAGCAAGAGCUGACAAGAUAGAUAGAGUCACUCCAGUACUACAAGGGAGCAGUUGUAUAGCAGCUAUUGACUUUGGUACCUCAUCACUAUCAGUAGCAUACACCACUCCAACUGAUGGACAGAUCAAACUAGUACCACUACACAGUACUUAUGAGAGGGUACCUAAUGCUAUACUAAUACUGAAGGACCAGGAACAAUGUAAAGUAAUUGGAGUUGGGUACAAAGCACAGAGCAUUUACAGCACAAAAAAAGAAACUCAGAAUGUCAUUUAUUUUGAGCGAAUAAAGACCUUACUGGAGAGAGAUACAUCAUUGGAUCGUAAUACUCAAGUCCCUUCAUUCACUGGUGGUUCUUAUUAUCUCAUUGAAGUUAUAGCUUUUAUACUAACACACCUCAAAGAGAAGCUACUCACUGAUCAACUGAAGAGAAACUACAAGUCAAGUGAUUUUGAUUGGGUCAUUACUGUUCCUGCUAUAUGGAAAGCAAGAGCAAGAAGAAUGAUGAGAGAAGCUGCUUAUAUGGCUGGUCUCACUUCUGAUGCUCCUGGUAUAACAAGAUUCACUCCAGUUGGUUCUCCUUUACCACGUCCAGAGGAGGUUAAUCCUGAGAAGCUAUCAUUAGCUCUAGAACCAGAAGUAGCUGCUAUAGCUGCACAGCAUCAGUCAGAAGUAUCAGGAACACCUCCAGAAAGAUAUAUGGUAGUUGAUAUAGGAGGAGGUACAGUUGAUAUUACUGUACAUGAUAAGAGUAAUGGGAGAAUUAGUGUAGUACUACCACCAAUGGGGAACACCUGGGGAGGUACUACUGUCAAUGAAGCACUGUCAGAGUUAUUACAAGAAAUAUUAAAAGAUAAAGAUUUCCAGUCUUUCUUAUCUUCAGAGCCAACUCGUGCUAAAGUUGGUCUAAAUAAAUUUUUCUAUGGAGAGUUUGAAGAACAGAAAAAAACAUUUGGUGACACAACUGAGGGUACUACUGAAAUGGUACUAACCUUACCUCCAGCUUUUGUAGGAUUCUAUGGUAAUGAUAAACUAGGUGAAGUAAGGAAGAUGAACAUGCACUAUGAUCCUGGAGAUGGUUCGUUAGAAAUAAACUACAGUCAGUUAGAAGAGAAGGUAUUCAAAUCCACAGUUGAUAAGAUUAUAAAGUGUGUGAGGGGAGCAUUUGAUGAGUUAAAAAAUGGAAUCGAUACAGUUUAUCUGGUAGGAGGGUUUGGAGGGUGUAGGUUUGUUAGUCAAAAGAUAGAAGAAGCUAUUUCUGAGCAUUGUGGCAUGCUUUAUGAUAAUAUAGCGUGUCCUGUACAACCAGAUCUUGCUGUUGUAUCAGGAGCAGUAAUAUGGAGGAAGGAUCCUAACAUAAUCCAAUCACGUGUUGCUGAUGCUACCUGUGGAAUAGGAUGUGGGCUUGCAUUUGACCCAUCAAUACAUGAUGAACACUACAAGUCUGUAAAUGAAGAAGGUGACCAACGUUGUAACAAUGUCUUUGAUGUAUUUGUACUCAAAGGAGAAGAGAUAAAGGAUGAAGAAUAUAAAACUACACUAAUACCUCGUUCUCAAAGCUACACUCAAGUUAGUAUUUCUGUAUACUGCACCUCAGUUGAUGGAGUCCAGUAUGUAGUAGAUAAAAAAGGUAAACUAAAAGUACGUGAGAUUGGCCAGCUAAUACUUGAUGUUCCUAAUCCUGAUAAUGUACCAAGAGAUGAGAGAGAUAUAGACGUGUUUAUUGAUUUCAGUGGUACAGAGAUACAAGCAAGAGCUCAGUAUAGUAUCACUGGAGAAGAAGUGAAAACAGUUUGUGACUUUCUAUCAAAACACGACUAACAACAAUAAUGAAUAGCAAUAGUAGUUUGGAAGGAUUUACUUACUAAUAUAUGCAGUGGUUUUAGUAUUUUAUUAGUUCUCCAAAAUAUUGGAUGCACUUCUUUACAUGCACACAAUGUUUCUACUCUUAU
This is a messenger RNA of Amphimedon queenslandica, 2107 nucleotides long. RefSeq names its product heat shock 70 kDa protein 12A-like. The coding region runs from base 144 to 1976 and encodes 610 amino acids. The transcript has 3 exons. Gene Ontology annotation, molecular function: ATP-dependent protein folding chaperone; ATP binding. The record is from RefSeq and is a predicted model, not a curated record. NCBI's taxonomy places the organism in Eukaryota, Metazoa, Porifera, Demospongiae, Haplosclerida, Niphatidae.